AUGACGUUCAUUCUAAGCACCAGUAAUAGUGGCGACUACAACACAACAUUGCCGCGGACCCGUUUUAGCUUUUUGAAUUUCGACUCCACCAACGGGACCUCAUUUCUCGAAGCGUAUCAUGGCGGAGAUCCGGGAAAUAGCCAGAUAAAUGCCAUCUCCACCUUUAACGCGAACGUACGGCAGAUGGGGCUCUUCAGCUUCUCCUCGGCCACGACGCUCGUCAACCGGAACUCCCGUGGGCUGCUGGGGAUUGUGGUCGGUUACGAUCAAGUAGAGUUGGUGUCGAAUACCUUUGUGCCGCUGCAAUACACGCAAACUUACCUCAACAGCUGGAAGUAUCCAUGGGUUUUUGAAGAGGAUCAGGUCCUAUUUCCUGAAACCACGAUGAAGCUUGGCCGUCUUGAUGCCAAGCCAACCAAGAUCAAAUUUUCGCGACAAACUGGAUACAACGGGACUGGAGGAUUCAAAAUAGCGCUCGAUCCGCAGUCAGCUUAUACAAGCGACACGUUUGCAAUGGACAUUACCACCGUCGCUCCGAACUACAUGUUCAACAUCGUCGAUCUUUUAAGCACACAAACACGUUUUCUUGCCGUGUUUCCCAAGAUUGACGUGCAGGCGAACGUGGCACUAACGGUAUGCAGCCUGGAUGACGAUAGCACACCCACACAGCACAUGGCUGGCUUUGUCAAUUGUAUAUCCAGCGUCGACUUGACGACGCGAGUGCUCAACUGCUGCACGAGAAUCGAGCCAGUGUCGAAUGGCAGUUCAAUCCUGGUGGACGUCUACAACUUUACGUACUACAAGGCGCAACCGUCCGUGAUAUUUUCGGUCGAGCUGGCAAAGCACAAUAAAGCGUUGGUGCUCAGCGUGCCCUUCGACGCCUUCACGGAUGACGCCUUGGCCGUUAGGGUCCCGAACUCGGAGAAAACGGUUUUCUUUGUCGUCUGUCUGGCCAGUCAUCACUUCCGCAAACGGGCCGACGAGAUCGAGAUGAGCAUCGCGGUGUUGACAUCGGUUUUUUGGCCACACAGUUUGUUCAAUUGCGAAUACCGAUUGCACACCGGGAUGGUAACUGCAGAAAACACUUCCCGGCCGCUGACGAUAUUUAGAAAUGCUGACCUCUUCUACCCUAUUUGGCUUUUUGCCGGCACUUAUACGUUGGAGAUCCCUGCCGGUUGCAUGCCUACGAUAUCUUUGGGAACCCAAGAAGUCGAAUCCGUCGAGAAUAUAAUAUCCACCGACUGCAUCGGUAGUCGAUUGAUCGUUUCACCAAAUUUUAAUAUGAUGCCAAUUAAUGCCUACAGCGGAGUGGCGGAAAACAUUACAUGGAUAUGUAAUUCUGUCGACAUCAGCCUCGAGUUAAUUAGUUUGAUAUAUGGAUCGCUCGAUAUCUACUGUUAUCAUCUAGAUGGCAGCACUGAAAUGCGUUCCUACAACCUUUCGCAACCGACGGAUCGAUUUAAAGCAACCGAAGUCACGAUGCUCACGUCGAAACCUUCAGUGCGACCGUGCAUGGGCAACAAAUCUUCUCGUGGCGAGAAGGCGUCGAAUCACGUCGCGUUUAGUGUCGAUGGGGAGUCGGUUGGUGCCAAAAAUGGACCAGGACCGGUUCCGUAUAUUGUAGUUACACAGCCGACACCGAUCGAUGCGCUUCCUACUGCCCAUUUUACCACUACUAAAGAAAAACUGAAAGAUGAACCAAUCUACAAAAAUACCCGAAAGUCGUCGCAAGGCUCGAUGCAGUCGGUGUCAACCAAGUACUCCCACGACAGCUACCCAAUCUACAACCCGGUCCAGGAUUUCGGCUUUUCCGGCGGCAAACCGGCGCAGACUGGCGGAUUUCCCAUCGAGCCGAACCGGGCAAAUAUUGGAUUUUGUGGGCGAUUGGGGUCCGGAAAGUCUCACCUGAUCAAUGCUCUACGUGGAAUUGACAAUGGGGCGCCAAAUAGCGCCGGCAGAUAUGUGUGCGACAAGAUGGAGCCGUUCAGAUUUGUUGAAGAGGAGCUGCAACACAUUGUCAUUUGGGAAAUACCGUAUCCCAGGAGUUUUACAGCUGUGGUGGAUGUCUACGACCAGAAUAUGGGAUUUGAUCGAUUUUAUGACACUCAUCAACUCCAAGUAUUCAAACAUCUUUUUGUCCUAAUCCCUGAUGGAGCCCUCCAUGACGAUGAUAUCGCAUUUUCUAGGAACCUUCCACAACUUCAAAAGCCCCGGACCCUGCCACAACUCCUCAAACAAGACACUGUACUGGCAGAUUCUGACUUUGAAAUCCUGUUCGCGACGGACGAUCGGCCAGUCGGGAAUUAUGCGCCAAAACCUACUGUUACAACUUCCAAUCGGACCGUGUUCAACUACGGCUUCAUUGGUGGGUAUCGGGUCGGAAAAUCGGCCAUGAUAAACGCGAUGCGGGGAUUAAGCAGCAAACAUCCGUUUGCGGCUGGAAGGGAGAAGACAAAGCCCGGAGCCUGUGAAAAAUACGAAUUUUCCGAUGACCUUCUGAAAUACGGAGUGACGCUGUGGGAGCUGCACUACCCCAAGAAAAUUAAUGGAUACUUCGAAUUCAUCGAUUUCCACAACCUCUCUAGCUUCACGGCAAUUUUCAUCUUGACCGAUGGCACGCCGAGCGAUGAAGAUCUCAGUUUUGCCAAAAUAGCGCACCGUCGCAACGCUACCGUCGUUUUUCUAUCUUCAAAAACCGACAAAAAACUAACGACAAAGUCAAGGGCCGAUGAAAUUCCGGUGUGCGAUAUUCUGAAGCAAAGAUACGUCGAUAAAGGACUUGCUCGUUUCGACGCAGCACUUGCGAACGCGGCACCGGAACUUUGCGGAAGAGUUCACUGCUUCUUCGUGUCGGCGCCUGUUUUUCGGUCGUUACGCUGUAACGAUCGAAAAUUUGUGCACUUUUUGGUGCACGAAAGGGCUGUGUUUGAUUUUUUGAAACAGAAACGCAUAAUCUCCGAGAUGCUCGAAUCCCCAAUGCAACACCAACACACCGCCGGCUCCCCACUCGACAUAAACGCCGAGGUGGCCGGCGUCGUCGAGCCGGCCGAUGUUUAUGCCGAUGCCCGGGAG
Messenger RNA from Mesorhabditis spiculigera, 3072 nucleotides. The record is from the annotation of a GenBank genome assembly. Lineage: Eukaryota; Metazoa; Nematoda; Chromadorea; Rhabditida; Rhabditidae.